CCCCUAAAAACUAAAAAAAAAUAAAACCCACACCCUCGGGGCAACAUGAAACAAAAAAUCCCCAGGCACCAGGUUCUAAAGCGCAAGGCACUGAAUCCCCGAGCGUGAGGCACCAACUCCCAGCACAUACUACCUUGUCAAUUCAUUGUCACACCACUCAUGCCAAUUUUAAAUCCUAGUUCCCAUGGAAAUUUUUAAUUUUAUUUCAUCAAAAAAAACAUUUCUAAAAAUAAAAUAAAAAAUGCAUCUAAAAUCGUCAAAAACCCAAACCCGGGGCAACCUGACCCAAAAUCCCCACGAGGAAACAACAAACUUUCACUUCAUCUCCUCAUCUGAUCACAACCACUUUCUCAAAAAUCACCAUCACAACUAAUUAAAAAAAACCAAAGAAAAGCCCAAAAAUGACGGAAAAAUUCCUUGGUUGCAUUAUUUCCAUAAAAACCAAAGUAAACCAACUCACGGGCGGCGUUCAAAACAUAAUUGGCACCGUUCGAGAAAUUUCCCUCUCCCCGACGGCCCUAAUUUUAGACGAUGCCAUGUCAAACGGUCAAGUAUUACCCGAUGGCUACGUCGUUUACUCCACGACAAUCUCUGACCUGCAAGUGAUUGGAAAAUCCACGUUGCCAAGGAAACCGGAUAAUUUUGUAAAGAAUGAUUUGAAUUAUUCCCCCUCGACGACGGAUGGGGGGGCGAGCGACGAGAGCGAUGCGGACUCGGCCGAUGACGAGGGGAUCGAGGAGGAGGUCGUGGUUGCUAGGGAACUCCCGCAUCACAAAAUAGCGAAACCGAAACCAAGGAAAUUUGGCCAGGAAGUGGCGCCGUUUGAGAAAUUGGGCGUUUUGAGGUGCUUUUUGGGAUCAAUUAAUCCCCCGGCGGUAGCCCCCCCACAAGCUCCACCCCAAAAACCCUCCAAUAAACAAACCUUCCAGAAAAUAAACAUGUCCGAAUUGAGCCAGGAAUUCGAUUUUGAACAGAACAAUUCACUUUUUGCCAAACUCCCCGUGACGACCAAACCCCCAUCCCAACCCUCCUCCCUCCCCCACUUCACCCCCCACGACACAACCUUCACCUCCGAGCGUUUGGUCCCCUCCACGACCCUCAAAAACGUGAUAAAAUAUUUCGUAACGGACACGGGGGUGGGUGUGCCGGGGGUGGACCUCACUUCCAGGAGCAGGAUUUUAAACUUGGCAAAUUCCAUGGGGUUGCCACACGGGAAAAUGAUUGAAACCAUGGCAACGGCCGUGGUGCAAUUGGUGGUCCCGUUGCUAGGGAAUUCUUCAAGGUUGAGUCCGGAGAGGUGUGAUGGGGACCGGCCGUGGGUGCUGGUCCUGGGGGGGCCGCAUUGGCAGGGAGCGGUCGGCAUAGCAACGGGACGGAUGUUGUCAACGCUUGGGGUCCACGUGGUCGUUUAUUCCCCGAAAGAAGAAUUAACCGUGGUUGCCAUGGAAGAGAAAUUGUACAAACUUUGCGGGGAGGCUUUUACACGGGUGGAGAGUGAAAUCCCCCCCCUGACCUAUGACGUCAUCAUCCACUCCUCCCACGACCACCUGACCCCCCAGUUCAACUUGCACACCCCCCACUCCUCCCCCCACGUGGUCUACAUCGACCCCCCUCUCACCCCCACCACCUACAAAACCCCCAACCGAAAAACGACCAUAAUCUCCCCGCUCCUCCCCCUCGCCUACAAAAUCGAAAACGGGGUAAAACACUACGUCGUCAACGUGGGCGUGCCCGCGGGGGUUUUUUCAAAAGAAGGCGCCAAUUUUAAAAGUUUUUUUGGCGGGAAAUUAGCCAUUCAAAUUUUUGAUUUAAAGAAAAAGUAAUUUUAUUUUCGCGGUCUUUUUAUUU
Folsomia candida is the source of this 1848-nucleotide messenger RNA. RefSeq names its product enhancer of mRNA-decapping protein 3-like (gene Edc3). Bases 402 to 1823 code for a protein of 473 amino acids. Gene Ontology annotation, biological process: P-body assembly; deadenylation-independent decapping of nuclear-transcribed mRNA. The transcript is spliced from 8 exons. NCBI's taxonomy places the organism in Eukaryota, Metazoa, Arthropoda, Collembola, Entomobryomorpha, Isotomidae. The record is from RefSeq and is a predicted model, not a curated record. Gene Ontology annotation, molecular function: mRNA binding. Gene Ontology annotation, cellular component: P-body.